AUGCGGGCCGCUGUGUUGGGAUGGCUUGCGCUGUGCGCGGCAACAGCGGUGCGCUGCGCCUCGCCUCAGAUUGUGUACCAGCUGCAGAGCGACCGUGAACCGGACCUUGUUGACCAGCUCGUGGGCGAGGCGCGCGAGCGCAACAUCCCGCUCGACAGCGAGCUGCGGCCGACGGAUGUGGAGCGCCACAGCGCUUCGUUUGCGUGGGGCGUGUGCGGCGGCAGCGAGCUUGCGGUGCAGGUGCAGUCCAUUGCACUGAACCCCGAUCCUCCGGUCAAGGGCCAGAACCUCACCGUGCACGGCAAAGGCACGCUGCACACCGAGGUCAAGAACGGCACCUUUAUCGACCUGAGCGUGCGUGUCGGCUUCCUGCGCAUCUUUUCGCAGCGCGUCGACGUGUGCGAGGCGCUGAAAGAGAACGAUGUCGAGAUCCAGUGCCCGCUGGCGCCAGGCGUCUACGACGUGAAGCACACGGCCGAGCUGCCGGCCCACAUCCCGCCCGCCAAGUACAGCGUGCAUGUCACCGGCGAGACGCACGACGGCAAGCCGCUUGCGUGCCUCGAUGUCGCCCUCUCCUUCUCGAUGUUUUCGCAGGCCCGCCGCUGGCUGGGCUGGUAG
This is a messenger RNA of Malassezia japonica, 618 nucleotides long. RefSeq lists its product as uncharacterized. Gene Ontology annotation, biological process: intracellular sterol transport. Lineage: Eukaryota; Fungi; Basidiomycota; Malasseziomycetes; Malasseziales; Malasseziaceae. The transcript has 2 exons. The coding region runs from base 1 to 618 and encodes 205 amino acids. The record is from RefSeq and is a predicted model, not a curated record. Gene Ontology annotation, molecular function: sterol binding.